Molecule: messenger RNA, 1680 nt
Organism: Neolamprologus brichardi
Lineage: Eukaryota; Metazoa; Chordata; Actinopteri; Cichliformes; Cichlidae
Gene: dohh
Product: deoxyhypusine hydroxylase/monooxygenase
Biological process (GO): peptidyl-hypusine biosynthetic process
Molecular function (GO): deoxyhypusine monooxygenase activity
Source: RefSeq, a predicted model, not a curated record
CUUCCUGCGACUGUCCGUGGAUUGUGCUGUGGGGACCGUGACGGAGGUGUGUGAAACACUGUACAUACUGAAGCUUGCAGCAUGGCUACUGUCGAGAAGGUUGCAUCAAUAGGACAGGAUCUGGUGGACCCGAGACAGGACCUGACCAAGCGCUUCAGAGCUUUAUUUACCCUGAGGAACCUGGGAGGUGCUGAAGCUAUAGAAUGGAUCAGCAAAGCCUUCGUUGAUGAAUCAGCCCUGCUGAAGCACGAGUUGGCUUACUGCCUGGGACAGAUGCAGGACAAACGGGCCAUUCCUACUUUGACUGCUGUUCUCAAAGAUAAACAGCAGGAGCCAAUGGUUAGGCAUGAAGCAGGGGAAGCUCUGGGGGCAAUUGGUGAUUCUGUGGUUUUGAACCUACUGAAAGAGUACAGUCAGGAUCCUGUCAUUGAGGUUGCGGAGACAUGUCAACUGGCUGUUCGACGGCUAGAAUGGCUUCAGAGUGGAGGAGAGAAAACGUUGCAGGACGGACACACAGAUAAAAACCCCUACUGCUCUGUAGACCCAGCCCCUCCAGCAGCAAGGAAGAGCGUGCCAGAGCUGCGCUCCACACUGUUGGAUGAAAGCCUGCCACUCUUUGACCGCUACCGUGCCAUGUUUGCCCUGCGUAACCUUGGCACUGAGGAGGCUGUGUUGGCACUAGGAGAUGGCCUGCAAUGCUCCAGUGCUCUGUUCCGUCAUGAGAUUGGCUAUGUUCUGGGGCAGAUGCAGCAUCCAGCAGCAGUCCCAGCCCUCCGUGCAGCUUUGGAGCGUUCCAACGAGAACCCCAUGGUCCGGCACGAGGCAGCAGAGGCUCUAGGCUCAAUUGGCAAAGACGAGUGUCUGGCCGUGCUGCAGCGUUACCGUGGAGACCAAGAGCGUGUUGUCAAGGAGAGCUGUGAGGUUGCACUUGACAUGCUGGAGUAUGAAAACAGUGGACAGUUCCAGUAUGCAGAUGGAUUGGUCAGGUUACAGGGUUAAUUAUUUAGGUCAGUACUGAGGUCACCUUGUGUUUAAAGGUAAUUAAACACCAUUUGUUGCUAACAGUAAUAUUUUCUUUACUUCAAUAUAGCUAAGUUGAAAACCAAAUAUAUUGAAAAAAAAUAAAGGGUGGAACAUGGAUAAUAUAGGGUCAUCCACCCUAAUAGCCUGUGCCUUUGACCAGCUGCUGCUCUUGCUCCAUCAUUCAGCUGCUCCUUCAAAUCAUCCCCAAGUACAAAUAUGGAGGAGAAGCUGCCCAACCAACAGCAACAUUGGGAGACGUGCACAGAAGCAAUGGUAGUAAGUAACGAAGGACUGCUCUUGCCUUCCGCAUAUUCACGUGCAAAAGACAAAACAACACAGAAGAGAAGGCAAAAUAAGAAAAUGGGGCAGAAAAGCGUGGCAAAGAGAGAGCGAACCCUCCUGGACCCUCUAUUUUAUUGAGUAAGGACCCUCUGCUCAAUCUGAAUUCAUCCUGCAUUGUGAUUCUACAGUUUGAUACAAACUUCUCAUUCUAAACUGUCUGCUACAAGCAUUCGUGGUGUUAGGUAGACCUUGAUUUGUCGUGCUUCUCUUGGUACUUUGCUCCUAAAUUACCAUGGAGCACAGCUUGCAGUUUAAAUGUAAUUUUUUUGUUAUUUACAGUCAACUGUAUAAAAUUAAAAUGAUCUUACAUACUAA